Molecule: messenger RNA, 2451 nt
Organism: Pygocentrus nattereri (red-bellied piranha)
Lineage: Eukaryota; Metazoa; Chordata; Actinopteri; Characiformes; Serrasalmidae
Gene: zdhhc12b
Product: zinc finger DHHC-type palmitoyltransferase 12b
Exons: 5
Coding region: 417-1226 (269 amino acids)
Biological process (GO): peptidyl-L-cysteine S-palmitoylation; protein targeting to membrane
Cellular component (GO): Golgi apparatus; endoplasmic reticulum
Molecular function (GO): protein-cysteine S-palmitoyltransferase activity
Source: RefSeq, a predicted model, not a curated record
UUUUGACAGCUGAGCGGAGCGGAACAUCAACAAGCUUAUUAGAACGAGAAAACGGUUAAAACGGAGAAACUCGACGAUAAAAACGCCCAACAAUGCGUUUACGUUUGACCACAGCUCUCUUGUAUGUAAAGGUCACCUGAUUAUCAGCCUCAGUAACUUCCUAGGAGUGAAUAUUCGGCUAUCUACUAAAAGCAAGGGCUCAAAUCCAGUGAUGUGCCCAAACCUGGAAUGUACUAGCUGCUAACGUUAGCCAGCCAUCCAGCCAGUGCGGAGUCCCCGUUAGUUAACGGCUGUUAGAUUAUCGUCGAGUCAACGCUAAGAAACGACAGGUCACCAGCAGAGAGAUAUGUAUUUACCCGCGGGAUAGGCAGAUAACGCAUGCCUAGGUGUGUAAACUCAUAUUUAAGCAUGCUAGGAUGUUCAAAAAUGUGUUCGGUUCAGGAUUUCUCGUAAGAACCGCUCAUGUUAUCCUGACAUGGGUUAUAACGCUCAUCCUCUUCCUGCACGACACCGAUCUCCGGAAGCAGGAGGAAACCGGGGAGCUUCUAGUGCCCAUCCUCUUCGUGCUCCUAGUCCUGAUAUCUGUGCUGCUGUACUUUGCAGUGUCACUUAUGGACCCUGGUUUUGUCCUGUCCGAUGACUGUGACCUGCAGUUCACUCUUGGCCUCACUGAAGAGCAACAGGACAUGAUCCCCCACACCAAGACACUCCGACUACGGCGCUGCGGCCAUUGCCUGUUGCAGCAACCAAUGAGAUCCAAACACUGCCAGACUUGUCAGCAUUGUGUGCGUCGAUAUGACCAUCAUUGCCCCUGGAUAGAGAACUGUGUUGGGGAGAGGAACCAUCGCUGGUUUGUCCUUUACCUGGUUGUCCAGUUCAUAGUCCUUCUAUGGGGGCUCCACAUGUCCUGGUCAGGCUUCAGUCAUGCUCUUACAUGGCAGCUGUGGCUGAAAGCUAAUGGAGUGCUGCUGGCUACAGCUGCCGUGGUGGCGGUUCUCUGUCUCACAGUGCUGCUCCUUCUGGGCUCCCACCUCUACCUGGUGUCCCUCAACACCACCACGUGGGAGUUCAUGUCCCGCCACCGCAUCUCCUACCUCAAACACUGCGGCGCAGACGAGAACCCCUUUGACCGCGGAGCGUUACGCAACCUCUGGGGCUUUUUCUGCGUUUGGGGGACAGUGGUGUGGGAGCAGGUGUACUUCAGGCAAGACUCUGAUCCAAUUUAAAUGAGUGUCCCCCAGUCAGAUUUUAGAGUGGUAAGUCAACCAAGUAAGUGAAAGUGUUACACCUUUGGUGGAAUUCCAGUUUGACUGCAGUGACAUUCCUUUUACUGAGCCAUUCUUUCUUAAGUGAUUCUUACAUGCAUGGACAUUGUUGUUAGAGUUCUGUAUGAUCGGUUUUACAAAGUCUGAUUUCCUGAAGUUUGAAAAAACAAUUUUGUACAUGUUUUCUGUGAAUAGAUGUGUAGAAAACCCUCAUAUCAAAUUGCAGUGCUUAUUUUGCACAUUUGAAAUGUUAUGGGUAACAAAAGUUCAGGAUUAUGAUCAUUUUAACAAGUAGAUAAAUUCAGGAACAGUUCUGAAAGUACAAGCUGGACUGUUUUUUUUCCUCUCUACAUCUGUCAGAUGUAACUUAAAUAUUUGUCUGUUUUCUUCAGAUACAGAAAGCCUGCACUUGGAUUAAGCUACAAGUUCAGUGGGGAUUAAAUAUUGGGAGUAAUAUUACUACUACAGUUCUAUAAGCUCACUUUCUUUAGUAAUUGGAAAUCCUAACGCAUUUACUUUCCAUAGAUGGCAUAUUGGGGAGGAUCUCUGAACCAACUUGAGCAUAAGUGUGUGGCGGGGCAGGGUUAGUACAAGAGGGAGGCAAAACAUGCUAUUCUUGUUUAUUGUUUUCCCCCCCGACUGCCUGGGUCAUGUUGACAAAUUGAGAAAAAAAAAGUCUUUCAAGGAUAAUUAAUUGUUUAAUAUGACAGUCACAUGAAGUAACCAAAAAGAUUAGGUGGGAUUUCAGGUUGACUUGAACUCUCAAAGAGGCUUCUGUAAAAUACAGAUGGUUAAGAGCACUAAAUCACUUAAAUGACAGGGUCCAAAGGAAACAGAAAUUUGCUAACGUGUAGUAGUGGCUUUUUACAGCAUCAGGAUAUUUCUUUGUACUUUUUUACACACCAGUUCCUCCAAGCAGGGUAGUCAUCAGUGUGCUACUUAAAGGUUUUAUACUUUCUCUUUUGAUUGGAUAUUUUAUACAUCGUUUUACUUCCAUUGCCCUUUGUCAAGUGAUUUCCACAAAAUAUAAUCAAAUGUCAUAAUCAUAAUUAAAGUAUUAAUGAUUCAAUAACCUAAACAUUGGAGAAAAAAAUAAACAAACCUAAGUACCUAUUUUGUAUAAACGUGGCCUGUUCUUUCCAUACUAUAUCGAUACGCAUUAAAAAAAAAAAAAAAAAAAUCAGAG